UGUCUGAGCCUCCCCCGCGUAGGGUGCGCCCCGCACGUUUAUCCUGCCCCGGAGCGGCGCGGGCACCCAGCCCUCGCUCCACAGUCGCUGCGAGAUGCUGCGCUCCACGUCCACUGUCACCCUGUUCUCAGGUGGCGGUGCCAAGUCACCUGGGAUGCCCAGUAGAAGGGCAAAUGUCUGCAGACUGCGGCUGACCGUGCCUCCUGAGAAUCCAGUGCCACAGCAAACAGAAAAGAAGAUUGAGAGGAAAGAUCAGCCUCCAGAACUAAGCAAUGGAGAAUCUACCAGGAAGCUCCCUCAGGGUGUCGUCUAUGGUGUGGUGCGAAGAUCAGAUCCCAAUCAGCAGAAGGAAAUGGUUGUGUAUGGCUGGUCCACCAAUCAGCUGAAAGAAGAGAUGAAUUACAUCAAAGAUGUGAGGGCCACCUUGGAGAAAGUGAGGAAGCGGAUGUAUGGAGACUAUGAUGAGAUGAGACAGAAGAUCCAACAGCUCACCCAAGAUCUGUCAGUUUCCCGUGCUCAGCAGGACUAUCUAGACAGUCACAUCCAAGCCCAGGCAUCAGCCCUGGAUAGCUUCAAUGCCAUGAACUCGGCGUUGGCAUCGGACUCUGUUGGUUUACAGAAAACCCUUGUGGACGUGACUUUGGAAAAUAGCAACAUCAAGGAUCAGAUCAGGCAUUUGCAGCAGACCUAUGAAGCAUCCAUGGACAAGCUUCGAGAGAAGCAGAGGCAAUUAGAGGCUGCUCAAAUGGAAAACCAGCUGCUAAAGAUGAGGGUGGAGUCAUCCCAAGAAGCCAAUGCCGAGGUGAUGCGGGAGAUGUCGAGAAAGCUGUACAGCCAGUAUGAGGAGAAACUGCAGGAGGCACAGCGCAAGCACAGUGCAGAGAAGGAGGUGCUCCUGGAAGAAACUAAUAGCUUUCUGAAGGCCAUCGAAGAGGCCAAUAAGAAGAUGGAGGCAGCCGAGCUCAGCCUGGAGGAGAAAGACCAGAGGAUCGGGGAGCUGGACAGGCUGAUUGAACGCAUGGAGAAGGAACGGCAUCAACUCCAGCUCCAGCUCCUGGAGCAUGAGACAGAACUGUCAGGGGAGAUGGCAGAUUCUGACAAGAACAGGUACCAGCAGCUGGAGGAGGCAUCAGCCAGCCUCCGAGAGCGGAUCAGACACCUGGAUGACAUGGUGCAUUGCCAGCAGAAGAAAGUCAAGCAGAUGGUUGAGGAGAUCAUGUCGCACGAGCUCUUCUCGACAUUUAGUCUCCGGCUCUUUGGAAGAUGAUAAGAUGGUAGAGGCAGAGGUGGACGCAUCUUACUGGGUGUGAUUAGAAGAACAGUUGUACAGUCUGCGGGGAAGAGUUGGUGUGUGUCUGUACAGAGCCCUGGAACAAACAGGGAAGAUAUGCUAUUCAGAGGAACCCUUGAUCCCUGUGGAUUGCUCAUGAGAGUGUGAGAACACUCAGAAAGUAGCCUCUACAAUACAACCUUAAACUGCAGAUCAGAGACCUCAGAGAUCCACGGUAUAUUUCUGUUUUGAAACUUGGGUUCCUAGACAUCAAAGUAAAAACUGCACUGAAAAAAAGAGACUAUUAAAAAUAAUUGAGAAACUGCCAGGUGGAACUGCCCCAGAAGAUGCUCACGGAGAAGAAGGGAAGAGAGGCGAAGUGCAUCAGUGCUCUGGGAAGGAGGCGCCCCGAGCUGGAUCACAAUCCCAAAAAUGCAGAUGCAGCCAAAUGACCUCAUAGUUUGGUUGUGUUUGUAUAUGAUGGCCCUCAUAUUUGAAGAUGGCCCUCUGGGUGUCUUCUCUGAGUGACUGUCUGCAGUCAUUGUCCAUUAAGGUCUCUUCUUGUUUAAGGAAAGUUUGGUUUGCUUUUAACCCUCUGGCCAUUUUGCCUGAAUAGACAUGGUUCAAACAACUUCAGGAAAAGUGGGAGUGUGCCCAAUGAGAAGAGAAAUACACCUAGCUAAGAUGUAUGGGAGUGAGAUAAGCAAGAUGUGCAUUAUGCAUAAUUUAUCUUCAUAGAGGCCUUUAUUAAUCACCAGCAUGCUGUUAAUUCAUCAAAAGGUAGCAAGGGUUGCUGGGAGCUAGUGGGUAAUAUGGCAGCAGUGUUAGGUAAGGGUGGCAUCAGCCUCCAUAAGCCAGCAGACCUGGGUGAUGCAAUGAGUAUCCCUCUGCCCUUGGCACUUCUACAAGUCUCUUACUUUGUUGUUUCUCUGUAGGAAAGUGUGUGUGUUGGGUGGAUGCUGCCUUGCCAGUGUUUGCCUUGUCUUUUUAUAUCUGUGCUCUUGUCAGCUCCAGCUUAGGGGGAUAAGGACAGGAAGGAAGCAGAGGAGACGGUGCCACACCUGUAAAGGGAUCUUGGUGGCAUGAACUUGACUGUGGCCCAUUUAAAGCCGGACCCCACAUACUCUGUAGGGGUUUGUGGAGUGCUGGAGUCGGAGUGGAAAAGCACGCAUCCCCUCAUGAUUCUAGACGGUAACUUACUUGUGCUCUUCCCAGGAACUCAGUCUCUGGUAUCUCUUCCAGAGCAAGUCACUACCCAGUUUUAGAAGGUGACAUCAUGUGACUUAAAGGAGUAGCCCUGAACUCUAGAGAAGGUGGAUCUUGGGUGACUCUCUCUGCUGCCAUGGUGUGCUCAUGUCUGUCUGACAUUUCUCCUCUCUUGGGUUGUGGUCAGUCCCUGGAAGCCAGGGACGCCCUGUUCUAGGAUCAGGUGGGAAGUUGCUAGAGUGUAAACACUCUCCACAUGUUUCUCGAAUGCCGUUCUCUCUUCCUGUCCUGACCCUGGUUGUAGGCUAAGUGGUGAUCUUCUUAGAUCUGGGUCUUUUGCUUUUCAACGGUUUGCCUCGACGUACCAUCCUGUGUCUUAGAUCUCUGUCUUCUGACCUAGGUUAGCUUGGUCAGACUUAACUUGCUACCAAACCUGACUCGUGUUCAAAUCCUUUGUCAUGCUAUUCCCCCUUUUCCCUCCCCUGGCUCUCAUUUGGACCCUUUGCCUGGACUUCCAAGACUCUUUCUUGUCUUCUGGCCACUCUCCACCUCAUCUAAAGGCAAUAGUGCUCAAAACUUGGAGCAGGACUCACUUAUAGCCAGUGAACAUGUUAUCCUUUCAAAGUCUAAUGGCUCACAUAGUAUAGUUGCUUCUUUAUUUUAAAAUCUUACUACUUUAUGUAAAACCUGAUGUUUUUAGAAGUAUCACAAAGAACACAGUUGGGUCAGCCUUUCUUCUCUGUGUAUUCUAGAUUAAAACAAAACCACAAGAACACACAGGCCAUACAUAGCCAGUGCCUUUAGUGUAUAACCUUUGUCAACCUGGUGAAUGGUCACUAUGGAUUGGGGGACAUAGUGCUGUCCUUGGCUGGCUGGCCAGGCUUCUGUGAACUAAUGCUCAAGCCCUUCACUGAGUUUUGAAAUCAAUCCCUUUACCUUCCCUCCUGAUAAUUUGUACAAACUCUCUGUCCUGUUGGCAUGGAUCAUUUAUUGAAAAGUACUUGAGUACUGUUACUAUCUGCCAGUCAAUGGGAUUUAUUUGUGGCAUCUCUUACAUAAAUACUGUGUUUUUCUAUGGUUACAGUUAUCAGUUUUCUACAAUGUUGUAUGUCUUGUUUGUCAUUUUCUGUAAUAGUUUUAAAGUUGUGUUUGUCAUCUUUAUCUUUCAUUGGCAUCCACGUGUCCAUCCCUUCCCCUUUCCAUCUUCUGUUUUGGUCUAUGGCACUUACACCAUAUUCCAUGUGUUUUGCCUUGGUCCCUCUGUGGUCGCUUUUCAUAUUUUGUUUGUGUCUUUAUCCCCUUUAUAGAAUGGAAGCUCUGUGAGGGCAGGGUCUUUGGCUUGUUUCAUUCAUGACUGUAUUCCUAAUGUCUAGAAUGGUCACUGGUAUCCAGUAGGUGCUUAAUAAAUACUAUUUUUGGACAAAUAAAGACUAAGCCAUCUGGAAUU
Messenger RNA from Mastomys coucha (southern multimammate mouse), 3923 nucleotides. RefSeq names its product myocardial zonula adherens protein (gene Myzap). Lineage: Eukaryota; Metazoa; Chordata; Mammalia; Rodentia; Muridae. The transcript is spliced from 11 exons. The record is from RefSeq and is a predicted model, not a curated record. The coding region runs from base 95 to 1267 and encodes 390 amino acids. Gene Ontology annotation, cellular component: intracellular anatomical structure; RNA polymerase II, holoenzyme; nuclear envelope. Gene Ontology annotation, biological process: maintenance of ER location; intracellular signal transduction.